AUGGCAGGAGGCCAACAUGCCAAAGCUACUGCGGGUCGUGAUGGGCAGGGUCAGAUUCGAGAGCGAUCGUCGCUGCUACCAUCCAAUCGCAAAUUGAGACAUCUUCAGGGCCUUUCUCUGCGAAAUCUUGAACUCAGAAAAACCGCAUCCCACCCUCGAGGAAGGACAAUUGAUGAUGAGUCAUUACCAAGCACUCUCAAGACUCCUGAAAAGGCAUUGGCGCAGAAAGAGAAGGCAAAGCUCGAACAUUCACACUCGUCAGUGGACCUGAAGCAAAAGGCCAAAGAUGUUCCAGAACGGACGGUUGCGGACAAGAGAGGCGCUGCUGAGGAGCGACUCUCUGUGAGUAGACUGAAGAGGGCAGACACUUUGAAUUGGACCAAUGCAUCCUCUAGACUUCGGCAGGAGAAGCUAGAACAAGCUACGAGGGGGAAAAUGGCAGAUGUUUGGUACUCGCUGCAUCUUGGAACUACCGUAGACCCCAUCUACAUCAGCGAGGUCAUACGAGAAACUUUGAAUCCAAGCUUCAGAUUCUUCGACAUGAAUACGUAUGGCGCGUUCGUCACCCGACGAGAGGAAAUUACGAUCAGAUUCUGGGCGAAGACGAAUGCCACCGAUUCAGAUGUCCUGCUGAUUGACUUGAACGUGAAUUUGCGCUCUUUGUACUUCAUUGGCAAGACGGUACCAGAGAAUCUUGCACUGGAGAGCUUCAGUCUUCCCCUUCCUCGCAAUGCCGUUCUAUUCCACCUGUCAGACGGCAUUUACACUAGCUUCACAGAUUUGCCAAAUGAUGAGCAAGGUGGAUCUCCAAAGGCAUCUCGAAAAGCGUCACAGCAAGUUCAGUCAACAUCAUCUUUCGACGCUUUGAUGCGACUCUCAAACAUAGAUAAUUGUAUUCAAGACGCCAUAUCCACACGGGACCGCUUGAUGACUCAAAUCGACAACAUCUUGCACCAACAAGAAGAGAAAAGGGACGCUGUUAACGCAGCAUCACAAGCCCAGGAGUCAUUAGCUUCGACGACACGCUCUCUAGGAGCUUGUCGCAAGCAAGUCCAAUCCGUCGAAAACCAUCGAUCAAAGCUUCAAGCGAGUCUGUCAUCACGACGCGCUGCAAUAUUGUCUGGUCAAGACACUCAGCAGAAAUCGCAAGGUAAUCUCGCAAAAGGCCGGGUCGAGCUUUCUUCUCGCGAAAAAGCACGCCAAGGUAUUAAGUCCGAUCUUUCAGGUCAGAUUCGACGGAUAGGAGAAGAUCUAUCAUCAAUAUACCCAAUCGCCCCUGUCUCUGACGGCUCGCUAUCCUUCAGCAUCCGCAAUUCUGUUCUCCCGGUCGCCGGAUCUCAACCUCAUCAAGACCCGAUUGAAUCUGCGACGGCCCUGGGUCACGCUGCUCAUACCACGCACCUCCUUUCGCACUAUCUCUCCACACCUGUACCUUAUCCCAUCAGCCCAAACGGCAGCACAUCUACCAUCUAUGACCCAAUCUCAACAAGUCUACCAUCAGAAGCUGCCCGAACGUUUCCGCUUUACCAGAAGGGAGCAGUAGCAUACCGUUUCGACUAUGGUGUCUUCCUUUUGAACUCCAACAUUGAACUCAUCAUGAGCAGACAAGGUGCACGACUCAUCGACCUACGCUACACUUUGGGAAACCUUAAGUACAUUUUGACCGUCAUCACCGAAGGUAAAGGUGAGAUACCAGGGCGAAAACGAGGACAGAUCAAAGGCCUGAAUGGCAGCCUGAAGGGGUCGAGUCGGGAUUCAAGCAUUGGUUCGAGACACCUAGAGAAGAAGGCCGUAGAAGGCGAGAACUCUGACGCGAAGGAAUUGAGACGAGCACUUGAAGACUCCCGGAUCCAUUAA
Molecule: messenger RNA, 1857 nt
Organism: Bacidia gigantensis
Lineage: Eukaryota; Fungi; Ascomycota; Lecanoromycetes; Lecanorales; Ramalinaceae
Exons: 3
Coding region: 1-1857 (618 amino acids)
Biological process (GO): SNARE complex assembly
Cellular component (GO): endosome; lytic vacuole
Molecular function (GO): SNARE binding
Source: RefSeq, a predicted model, not a curated record